AAUAUAUUAUUAUGAUGACGCUUGUUAAAUAAUAUGUUACGUUAUUACACCAAGAAAAGUGCAUAGGUGGUCAUCACUCAUCAGCGUAGAAAAAAAAUCAUAACCCGUUCGUAACCUGCGGCCUCGUCGUGAUAAGAUUUUUAUUAUUGUCUUGUAAUUUCUAUAAAAAUCUAUAACAUACUAAUAGUUAUAUUAAACUGUUUUUCUUACAGCUAUCAUCGUUGUAGUUAAUAUGAUAUAAUCAUUUAUCAGUUAAACAACAAAAACUGUUGAACGUAAGACUUUCGUCAUUCUUCAACGUUAUCAGCUAAUUAAAAUUUUAGAUAAGAUGUUUUAUUUAUUCUAUUAUUGUGUGUGACGGCGCAGUUACUGGCUACGUACGGUCGUGAAGUAGCAUCAUGGCUACGCUCAUAAAGAAAAAAGUAAUAUUCUCGCAUAUUGUAAAAUAUGUAAACAGAAGUACAAAACGUUUGUCAUCCCAUUUCACAUAUUUUCCAGACAAUGAGGCGCCGGUACAAGGGGAAACCACCCAGAUGAACAUGAUGCAGGCCAUCAACAAUGCCAUGGACAUCACCCUGAGGGAAGACCCCAGUGCAGUGCUGUUCGGGGAGGAUGUUGGCUUCGGCGGAGUCUUUAGAUGUGCUCUGGGACUACAGGAGAAAUAUGGGAAGGAUCGAGUAUUCAACACACCACUGUGCGAGCAGGGCAUUGCUGGGUUUGGCAUCGGCAUGGCAACAACUGGGGCCAAUGUCAUUGCUGAAAUACAGUUUGCUGAUUACAUAUUCCCUGCAUUUGAUCAGCUGGUAAACGAGGCAGCUAAAGCCCGGUACCGGUCUGGCGGUCAGUGGGGCUGCGGGCUGACGGUCCGCGCGCCCGCAGCUGCGGUCGGCCACGGGGGGCUAUACCACUCGCAGAGCCCAGAGGCGUUCUUCGCUCAUGCUCCCGGGUUAAAAGUGGUGAUCCCCCGCGGCCCCAUAACAGCCAAGGGUCUGCUGCUGGCCUGCACUCAGUCCCCAGACCCGUGCGUGUUCCUCGAGCCCAAGGUGCUGUACCGCGCCGCCGCCGAGCCCGUACCCACCGAGACGUACACCCUGCCCCUGGGUAAAGCCCAGGUGCUAAGGGAAGGAUCCUCAGCUACUCUGAUCGGCUGGGGCACACAAGUCCACGUCCUGCUAGAGGUCGCGCAAACCGCCGAGCAGCAGCUUGGGGUUAAAUGUGAGGUUAUCGACCUCAUGUCCAUCCUGCCAUGGGAUCAGGAGACUGUGUUUAAUUCGGUGCGCAAGACGGGUCGCUGCCUGGUGUCCCACGAGGCGCCGCUAACGUCUGGAUUCGGUGCAGAAAUUGCCGCCAGCGUACAGGAGGAGUGUUUUUUGCACCUGGAGGCGCCGGUGUCGCGCGUGUGCGGGUGGGACGCGCCCUUCCCGCAUGUCUUCGAGCCGCUCUACCUCCCCACUAAACACCGAGUGUACCACGAACUCACCAAGCUGCUGGAGUAUUGAUGAUGAUGAGCCGAUAAAAUACAACCAAAACACUCCCUACACGGUAAUUCAGAAUUACAUGCAUUUAAGUGACAGUAUUAAUUGUUGCAUGGCAUUGCCGAUCGCGAAACGAUCAUGCGUGCAUGUUCACAUAUUGCAGGACGAUAAAUUAAACAACUUUUGGAUGUCAUUCGCAUCAUUCACUACAAUAAACGAUCUGCCUGCAUUACAGCACGUAACGCAUGUAAUGCUGAAUUACCGUCUAAGGAGUGCUUUAGGUCAGCCAUCGCCGCAAUGGCGAUUUGCAGUUUUCAUACUAAAUUCAGAUCUUGAGCGGUCGGUACCAAUGCAGUUCUGCUCUAGAGCAGUCGGUCCCGACUGUAACUUGCGGUCCUUCUAUUGCCAGUCUAGAGUCAGUUCACAUUGCAACGUGACGCGACGAUAAGGGUCCAUCCACAUAAUAUUGCGUAAAAGCUUUAGGGGGAGGGUCAUACCAAAUGUGACAAGUUAAUGGUAUUCAAAAUAGCGUGACAUGGGGGUAAGGUUCGAAAACUCUGAAUUUUAUGUAACGUUAUAUUUGGAUGGCCCUUAAGAUGCAAUGAAUUUUUAAAUGAGCAUACACUAGAAGAAACUUUUUGAAAAAAUUAUAUAUCAGUCAUGUAAAAGUUGCAACAUAAAGAACUUACGCUAAGAUAAAACAUUAUUUUUAUGUAAGUAUAUUUUAUAAAGUAUGGUUCUAUGUCCAGGAAAAAAUAAUUAUAUCCCUUACGUUGGGCAGGCAACCAAUGUUUAACUCAUAAAAUAUACUGUCAUGUUAACAAUCUCUACGGCAUGCUCUACGGUAAAAUUCUGAAAAAUACACUGAUGCACUUGUUUCGCAAAAAGUUGUAAUUGUUAUAUUUCCUAAUUAUUAUAAGAAAGUAAGUUAAUACAAUUAUUAUUGUACACUU
Molecule: messenger RNA, 2428 nt
Organism: Aricia agestis (brown argus)
Lineage: Eukaryota; Metazoa; Arthropoda; Insecta; Lepidoptera; Lycaenidae
Gene: BckdhB
Product: 2-oxoisovalerate dehydrogenase subunit beta, mitochondrial
Exons: 8
Coding region: 399-1499 (366 amino acids)
Biological process (GO): response to nutrient; branched-chain amino acid catabolic process
Molecular function (GO): catalytic activity
Source: RefSeq, a predicted model, not a curated record